This is a messenger RNA of Lachancea sp. 'fantastica', 1299 nucleotides long. Lineage: Eukaryota; Fungi; Ascomycota; Saccharomycetes; Saccharomycetales; Saccharomycetaceae. The record is from the annotation of a GenBank genome assembly.
AUGUCUCUUUCUUGGUUUUCUUGGUAUUUGUUUAAGACUUCUUAUAGCUCUGGAAUUAUAUAUAGAAUAGAUCAAAUCAUCUCUAUCUAUUCCAAGAUUAAGAAUAUGUCAAGUCAGGCCUUUACUGAACUUCAACAAGCGCACCAGUCAAUGGCGAACUCCACUAAGAUCCAGUACCUCAUUCAGCGGUACGGGACACGAGAAGAACUGGCCAAGCGGGGUAUAUGGCGUGGAGACCUUUACAGCGCAGCAGAACUGCAUUAUUUGGAUCGUGGAUGGUGUUGGAAGACACUGCUGUUGAGAGGAGAGGACGGGUUACUGGUAACCAAAUUGGCAGAAGUGCCAGACAACACAAUUGCAGAUAGCGCCCCAUUGCAUCUGGACAAACUGCAAUCGCGAGUGAGAACCUUGACGCCGGAGCGCACUAAAACGCAUCCGUUGCAGAGCGAUGAGGAGAAGACCAAUGACGAUCGAUUGAAGGAAAAAAUAUCGCUGCAUGAAACACUGGAGGUAAUCAGACUCGAUAUCUCACGACUUUUGCUGGAUCCCAUUUUCGAAUCAGCAGAAUGCAAGGCGGAAAUGAUUCAAAUCCUGUACAACUACGUCGUGCACAACCAUACCAGUUACAAACAGGGAUACCAUGAGCUUUGUGGCGCGGUAUACAUGCAAAUGGCCAAGGAGGAAUGUGAAGCCCGCAAACUCAAUACUUUGAACAUCUUUAACAAGCUGAUGAAACGUGUGAGGCCCGUGUUCUACGAAGAAACUGCACUACUACAUUUCGCACAAGUCAAAUUCGACCGCAUUUUCAAAUUGACCAUGCCCAAACUCCACCAUUUACUGACAGUACACCACGGACUCGAAAAUACAGUUUGGCUGAUCCGCUGGACCCGUCUUCUAUUUUUGAGAGAAUUCGACCUAAAUUACGUUCUAAAAGUGUGGGAUCAUCUCCUCACGUUUGUCAUCCCAUUGGAAGAUCUCCUGGCAUGCUGCGUUGUGGUUUUACUCAUAGCUUUGACCCGGGAUCUCUACUCCUGUGAGGAUCAGGGCGAGGUGAUCAGUAUUUUACUGCAUUACCCCAGUGACAAACUGAUAGAUUGCGUUGAGUUGAUGAAGAAUAGUGCCAGUCUUUACGAGCUCUAUGUCACCCACCAGCAUCAAGACAUGAAGGCGUUGGGAGACAAUUUGUGCAGGAUACACAAUCGACAGUGGUACGACAAACAGACACAGGUUGUCGACCAGAACAGACUCAGACUUGAAGAGAGGUUGAAACGGAGAGUAGGACAGCGGCUUAAGCGUUGA